This is a messenger RNA of Contarinia nasturtii (swede midge), 1254 nucleotides long. RefSeq names its product threonylcarbamoyladenosine tRNA methylthiotransferase. Lineage: Eukaryota; Metazoa; Arthropoda; Insecta; Diptera; Cecidomyiidae. The record is from RefSeq and is a predicted model, not a curated record. Gene Ontology annotation, molecular function: 4 iron, 4 sulfur cluster binding; tRNA (N(6)-L-threonylcarbamoyladenosine(37)-C(2))-methylthiotransferase activity. Gene Ontology annotation, cellular component: endoplasmic reticulum. The transcript has 5 exons. The coding region runs from base 165 to 1238 and encodes 357 amino acids. Gene Ontology annotation, biological process: tRNA methylthiolation.
CUUAUCGAUAUGUUCAAGAAAUGUGAUCGAAUAACACAUAACCACAAAAAAGUAGUCAAAAUUAGUAUUGGUUAUUGUCAUUUUAAGUUAUAAUUUCGAUAAACUAUAAUUAAACAACAUUUUUAAUAUAAACUAAAAAACGUGUACGUUUCCAGUUGAACGAAAUGGAAAACGUUUUAGGGUGCAACGAAAUAGAUAUAGAAGAUUUAAUUUCUUCUCAAGACCAUAUCACACCCAAAGAACGAUAUGCGAAUAAAAAAGAUGUAACAGUCCGAGCCAAAAAACGACAACCAGUAAAAAUUUCAGACAGAUCGAAGGCAGAUAAAGUGGAACGCACAAUUUUACAAAGUUCAAUAAUUCCAGGAACUCAAAAGGUUUAUGUAAAAACAUGGGGUUGCGCACACAAUAACUCAGACUCAGAAUACAUGGCAGGACAGCUUGCUACUUUUGGGUACAAUUUGACAAGAGAUAAAACAUCGGCUGAUUUAUGGCUGUUAAAUAGUUGUACGGUAAAAAAUCCAUCGGAAGAUACAUUUCGUAAUGAAGUUCAAAGUGGUUUGGACACAGGGAAACAUGUCGUUGUUGCUGGUUGUGUACCUCAAGGUGCACCAAAAUCGGACUACCUGAAGGGAUUAAGUAUUGUCGGAGUUCGUCAAAUCGACCGUAUCGUAGAGGUCGUAGAAGAGACUUUAAAAGGACAUACAGUCCGUUUAUUACAACCAAAAAAAAAUAAUGGAAAAUAUGUGGCUGGUGCGCCAUUAGACUUACCAAAGAUUCGAAAAAAUCCACUGAUUGAAAUCAUUGCCAUCAACUCAGGAUGUUUGAAUCAAUGUACCUAUUGUAAAACGAAACACUCACGCGGAAAUUUAACCAGUUAUCCACCCGAAGAAAUUGUAGCACGUGCAGUGCAGGCCUUUAAAGAGGGAGUUUGUGAAAUUUGGCUCACUUCAGAAGACACUGGAACCUAUGGCAGAGACAUAGGCACCUCAUUACCACAACUACUUUGGAAGUUAACUGAAAUCAUUCCAGAUGGUUGUAUGUUGAGGGUUGGUAUGACAAACCCACCAUAUAUUCUGGAACAUUUGGAAGAAAUCGCGAAAAUUUUUCAAACACCACGUGUCUAUGCAUUUUUGCAUGUACCGGUGCAAAGUGGAUCGGACUCUGUGCUGACUGAAAUGAAACGGGAAUAUUGUCGAAAUGAAUUUGAAGAAGUAGUCGAUACAUUGCGAGCGAGGUAAUUUAAUUUUAAUAAAU